AAGGGGUUUUGAAGAUUCUAUGCUUUCAAGUUUUCAGAAGCUUAAAGUUUUGGAAUUUACCUUGAUCAAUUUCUAGGGUUUACUCGGUGGAGCCUCCAUGAUUUCACGUCGGUGUAAAGUGUGAAAUCACUUUCUCUCUCUCUCUCUCUCUCUUAUAUAAAUACAAAAGACCGGCAAUUCCGGCGGCAGAUCUACACACUGACGGUGGUGUUGGUGGUGGUAAGUAAAUCUCUUUUUCCACAUUCAACGGAUCCCAAAGUCAAUUCAAUAUAUUCUACUAUAUAUCUUCUGUGUAAUUUUAGGAAAGUCGUCUCUCCCUCCCUCUCUCUGUAAUUGAUUAAAUUACCUAUUAUUAUUCUGAGCUGAGCUGCAUCUUCAUUGAUUAACCCUGCCUCUCUCUGUUCAUAUUUAAUUACGAGCAUCUAAUUAGCGCGUUUAAGUUGACAUUAACCCAUCACUAGUCUACUUAGGUCAUCAAUGUGUGUGUAUAAAUUAUAAUUAUCUCUCUCUCUUAGUCGCUAUCUCUCCCAUCUUCUUAUUAUUGAGAGUCCAAGUGACUUGUGUCUUGUGAUUGGAUCCAUUCAUCACAUGCCUCUGCUUCUCUUCUUUUAAUUGCUCUCACUAGUGUGUUCUUGUCAAAUUCUGUCAAGAUAUGAUUUUUUGAUCUCAUACUGAAUAGAGUGAAUACCAAGCUUGUAUCUAAUUAAGGAAAAUGGCCCGGCCACUCCAUCGAGGUGUUUCCGGUGGGGGAAGACUAUCGGGAAAUAUUCAAGAUUAUUUGGAAGACUCUCAAAUGAAGAUUAAAAGCGAUAAAGAAAACUCGGAUAAAAUUUCCAAAACAUCAUCUGAUCAUGUAUCUUUAUCUUUAAGAAAUCCAUUCCAAUUCCUGUUUUCAGAUAACUUGUCAUCCAAACAAGACUCCAUCGAAAAUGGAUUUGUACUUUCCGAUCCAUUUGCUCCUGCAAAUUCGAGAAACCGACAUAUGCUGACUCUGCUUCUUCUUAAGUUAAGUUUAGUUGUGAUUGUGAUCCUUGGUCUUAGUAUAUCGCUUUUGUGGACGCUUUCACUCACGCCGGCUUCUAGAAGUCCCGUGAUUCGUGGUUACAGACGGCUGCAAGAACAACUCGUGUCGGAUUUAUGGGACAUCGGUGAGCUGUCGCUUGGUACGACUAGGUUUAAAGAGUCUGAGUUUUGUCCUCUAGAAUUCGAAAAUUUCGUUCCUUGUUUCAAUGUUACCGAGAAUCUCGAGUUGGGUUUGACCGAAGGGAAAGAGUUUGACCGGCGAUGUGGGCCCAUGUCAAAACAGAAUUGUUUAAUUCUUGCUCCACCUAAGUACAAAAUUCCUCAUAGAUGGCCUACUGGAAGAGAUGUAAUCUGGAUUGAUAAUGUUAAAAUUACUGCACAGGAGGUACUUUCAUCUGGAAGCUUGACAAAAAGGAUGAUGAUGUUAGAUGAAGACCAAAUAUCAUUUAGUUUUGCAUCUUCUAUGGUAGACGAUAAUAUCGAAGAUUACUCUCAUCAAAUUGCAGAGAUGAUUGGUUUAAGAAACGAAUCAUAUCUCGUACAAGCUGGCGUGAGAACGGUAUUGGAUAUAGGCUGCGGUUAUGGUAGCUUAGGAGCACAUUUAUUUCCAAAACACCUUUUAACAAUGUGUAUCGCAAAUUACGAAUCUUCGGGUAGUCAAGUUGAGAUAGCACUUGAACGUGGUCUCCCUGCACUUGUCGGUUCUUUCGCUUCGAAACAGUUGCCGCUACCUUCACUUUCAUUUGACAUGAUACAUAGCGCAUGGGAUGGUGUUGAAUGGGAUAAAAAAGAUGGCAUAUAUUUGAUAGAGGUUGACCGAGUUUUGAGGCCCGGUGGAUACUUUGUCUGGACCUCACCGUUUGCUAACACGCCAGCUUCUGUUCGUGAUAAAGAAAACUUAAAAAAAUGGGAGUUUGUUCGUAAUAUUGCUAAAGAUUUGUGUUGGGAUUUAUUAUCACAACAAGAUAAAACAGUAGUGUGGAAAAAACCUAGCAAGAAAAAUUGUUAUGCUUCUAGGAAACACGGAUCAGGUCCUCUAAUUUGCAAAGAGGGACGUGAUGUUGAAUCGCCUUAUUACCAUCCACUUGAAGCAUGCAUAGGUGGGACCCGUAGCCGUAGAUGGAUUCCUAUUGAAGAAAGGGCCAGCUGGCCUUCUAGAGCUACCUUGAGCUCCAAGGAACUUGCGGUUCAUGGUGUACUUCCAGAUGAUUUUAUGGAAGACAAUAUUAACUGGAAGUCAACGGUUAGAGAUUACUGGUCUCUACUAUCCCCGCUAAUAUUUUCGGAUCACCCAAAGAGACCCGGUGAUGAGGACCCUAUUCCACCUAAUUACAUGGUCAGAAAUGUGUUGGACAUGAAUGCGCAUUUUGGUGGUUUCAAUUCUGCGUUAUUGGAUGCCAGAAAAUCUGUUUGGGUGAUGAAUGUGGUCCCCACUAGUGGGGUCAACCACCUUCCACUUAUCCUAGACAGGGGAUUCGUCGGUGUGUUACAUGAUUGGUGUGAAGCAUUUCCAACUUACCCAAGAACUUAUGAUAUGGUGCAUGCUGAUGGACUUUUAUCCCUUCAAUCCGUAAAGCAGUCUCGUUGCAGCAUGCUUGAUCUUUUUUAUGAAAUUGAUCGGUUACUCCGUCCAGAGGGUUGGGUGAUCCUGCGUGACACAACUUCUCUCAUCGAAUCAGCAAGAGCCAUCGCGUCUAAACUAAAAUGGGAAGCGCGAGUCGUGGAAAUUGAGAGUAACAAUGACGAAAAACUCCUUGUGUGCCAGAAACCGUUGAUAAGAAGCCAAGCAAAUUCAUUAUGAUUAUGAUACUAUUCAAUAUUAGUUUUUUCUUCUUGUUUGAGCAUUUUUAUCAUUCAUUCACCAAACAGAAAGAACUUUUGGGCAGAAAAAGAAAGCCUAAGGGAACUUAAAGUUGUUGGUGACAUUGAAGAGGAAAAAGGGUCUCUGCUGACGUGGAGGUAGGGCCCGGUGUAAUUACACAAAACGUAAAGGUGCGGGAUUCUUAUACUUGAAGCUAGCUUAUUGUAUUUUGUUUUCGUAAGUAUACGACUAUAUGAUUUUUAUUGGUUAUAAGAAUAAGGUGGUGUUGGUUGGUAUAUAUAAGAGGCUUGGAAGCAAGCAGAGACAAUAUUCUUUUGAUUUAUAAUUGCUUAAAUUCUAUUCUUUCACUAUUCUGCAUAAAUAUCACUGGUUUUGAGUU
Helianthus annuus (common sunflower) is the source of this 3224-nucleotide messenger RNA. Its product is annotated as probable pectin methyltransferase QUA2. The transcript is spliced from 9 exons. The record is from RefSeq and is a predicted model, not a curated record. The coding region runs from base 713 to 2824 and encodes 703 amino acids. NCBI's taxonomy places the organism in Eukaryota, Viridiplantae, Streptophyta, Magnoliopsida, Asterales, Asteraceae. Gene Ontology annotation, molecular function: methyltransferase activity. Gene Ontology annotation, cellular component: cytoplasm.